Arachis duranensis is the source of this 4448-nucleotide messenger RNA. RefSeq names its product TMV resistance protein N-like. The record is from RefSeq and is a predicted model, not a curated record. NCBI's taxonomy places the organism in Eukaryota, Viridiplantae, Streptophyta, Magnoliopsida, Fabales, Fabaceae. Gene Ontology annotation, biological process: defense response; signal transduction. The transcript has 7 exons. Gene Ontology annotation, molecular function: ADP binding; protein binding. The coding region runs from base 94 to 3258 and encodes 1054 amino acids.
CUUAACUUGAGUGAUCUUAUUAAUUACCUCUUACUCUCGUGCAGCAGCACACACACACACACACACCACAAUCCACUUCUUCAAACUUCAAACAUGGCAUCCACCUCUUCUUCCGCUUCAAUCCCACGAUCAUGCACCCAUCACGUGUUCUUGAGCUUCAGGGGAGAAGACACUCGCACAGGCUUCACUAGCCAUCUCUAUGCCGCCCUCAGAAGGAAGGGAAUCACUACCUACAAAGAUGACAAUAACCUUCGCAAAGGCCAUGUUAUUUCAGAUGAACUCCUCAAAGCAAUCGAAGAGUCGAUGUUUGCAGUCAUUGUUUUCUCACCGGACUACGCUUCCUCCAGUUGGUGCUUGGAUGAGCUCCAAAAGAUCAUUGAGUGCAAUAACAAGCUGGGGAUCCAGAUCGAAGCAGUGUUCUACGGUGUGAAGCCUUGUGAUGUGAGGCACCAAAUAGGAACCUUUCAGGAAGCUUUCAAGAAACACGAGCAGAGACAUGACCGUGAGAAGGUUCAAAGAUGGAGGGAAGCGUUAACACAAGUUGCUGCUUAUUCCGGUUGGAGCUCAAAAAAUCAGGACGAGGCAGUACUUGUGGAAAACAUUGCUCAACAUAUAUUUGAAAUAUUAAUUCCAAAGUUACCAUCUUCAAUGAAGAAUCUUGUGGGUAUUGAAUCAAGAGUGGAACAAGUGAUUACUCUAAUAGGUCUUGGAUUGAAUGAUGUUCGCUAUAUGAGCAUAUGGGGAAUGGGUGGUAUAGGUAAGACAACUAUUGCUAGAGCAGUCUUUGAAACCAUUCGAAGUAGAUUUGAAGUUACUUGCUUUCUUGCCGAUGUAAGAGAACAAUGUGAGAAGAAAGAUAUUACUCAGGUACAAAAACAACUUCUUGAUCAAACGAAUAUAAGUUGCAAUGCAAUUUAUAACAAGUAUGAUGGGAGGACAAUGAUUCAAAAUUCUUUACGUCUCAAAAAGGUACUUCUUGUUCUUGAUGAUGUAAACCAUGAAAAGCAAUUAGAGAAUUUGGCUGGGGAGAAAGAUUGGUUUGGUCCUGGAAGCAGAAUAAUAAUUACAACUAGAGACGUAGAGGUGGUAAAGGAACAAGAGGUGCAUGAAACUUAUAAAGUUGAAGCGUUAGUGGAAAGUGAAGCCUUUAACCUCUUUUGUUCGAAAGCUUUUAAACGGUCAAAACCUUCAGGAGGGUUUUUGGAUUUGUCAAAAAAAGUGGUGAAUUAUAGUGGUGGUCUUCCAUUGGCACUUAAAGUGUUGGGUUCCUAUCUUAAUGGUAGACCUAUUGUGGUAUGGCAUAGUGCUAUGGAAAAAAUAAAGAAGUCUUCACAUUCUGAAAUUAUUGAUGUAUUAAAAAUAAGCUAUGAUGGUUUAGAUUCAACGGAAAAGAAUAUUUUUCUGGAUAUUGCUUGUUUCUUUAAAGGACGUGGGAAAGAUUAUGUAACAAGGAUACUAAAAGGAUGCGGUCAUGAUGCUGAAAUUGGUAUUGAUAUUUUGAUUAAUAGAUCAUUGGUCACAUUAGAGCAGGAGACAUUCGGGAAGGUUACUCUGGGGAUGCAUGAUCUGCUUGAAGAAAUGGGCAAACAAAUUGUAAUUCAAGAAUCUCCAAGUGAUGCUAGUAAGCGUAGCAGAUUGUGGUGUUACGAGGAUGUUGAUUUUGUACUUAGUCAAAAGAAGGAAAAUAAAGCAACUCAUAGCAUCAUUUUAUAUAACAUGUACCGGGUCCGGGAGAUUGAAAGGAAUUGGGGAGAUUUGGAUAGAAGAGAUUUAUCUUUCUCAAAUAUAUGGCAGCUAAAGCUUCUCAUUUUAGAUGGCAUGACAGCUCUCAUUCUCUGUGAUAUUCCUUGCACAUUAAAGGUUUUGCAUUGGAUAUAUUGUCCAAUGAAAACUUUGCCCUUUACAGAUCAACGUUAUGAACUUGUUGAAAUUGAUCUGUCUUAUAGCAAAAUCGUACAGUUAUGGGAUGGAAAGAAGUUUCUAAAAGAUUUAAAGCACUUGAAUCUGUCCGGCUGCUACAAGUUGAAGCAAACGCCAGAUAUUUCCGAGGUUCCCAAUCUUAAAACACUUUAUCUUGUGGAGUGUAAGGAGCUGAAUUAUAUUCACCCGUCUCUCGCACACCACAAGAGCCUUGUUGAAUUGAAUUUACGGGGAUGUAGCAGUCUUGAAACACUUGCAGAUAAAUUGGAAACGAGUUCACUCGAGAGACUAAAUCUAUGUAGCUGCUACAGAUUGAGAAGAUUGCCAGAAUUCGGAGAAUGCAUGAAACAGUUAUCGAUUCUUACUUUGAGAUUUACAGACAUAAAAGAGCUACCGAGUACUCUUGGAAAUUUGGUUGGUCUGUCUAAGUUAGACUUAGCGGCAUUGGAGUCUAUUGUUCUUCCUGUAUCACUUGGAUGUUUUGUUGGCCUAAAGAAGUUGGAUUUAAGUGGAUGCAACGAGCUUAGUUGUGUUCCGUACGGUAGUCAUGGCUUAGAGUCCCUCACAGUUUGGGAUUCAUCUGACAACUCAAAUAUCGUUGGCCUUUUGAGUUCUCUUUCUCUUCUGACCUCUUUGAGUAGUCUGAAAUUAUGGGUGAGUUUUCCCACAUCUAAAGAGUACGAUCUUGGCCACUUAGCAUCGUUGACGGAUUUGGAUUUAUCGUGCAACAGUUUUUCAAGAGUUCCAAUAAGUAUCCAUCAACUUCCCAGAUUAAAAUGUCUGGACCUAAAUAAUUGCAGUUUUUUGGAGGUUUUGCCAGAGCUUCCAUCAAGUCUAAGAGAACUACGCGCAGAGGAUUGUUAUUCACUGGAUGCAUCCAAUGUGAAUGAUGUUAUAUCAAAGGCGUGUUGUGGCUUUGUAGAAUCAGCAAGCAAAGAUUGUGAAGAAAUCUUGCAAAUAGUGAUUCAUGGGAAGGAAAUUCCAGCAUGGUUUGAGCAUCAGGAACAACAUAACACAGUAUCAGUCUCAUUCCCGCAGAAUUGCGCUUCAACUGAAACCGUUGCACUUGCCCUGUGUUUUCUAUUUGAAGACGAAACGUUUUCAAAUGAACAGCCAUCGAUGAUCUGCAACGGUAAGGAAUUCAUCAGUAAGAGUUUAUUGAAGGUGUCGUCGUGUAUAUGUUCUGAGAAUUUGUUCAUUGUCUGCCUGAACGGUUACUAUUUUAGUAACCUGUUAAGCCAACACAAUCGCUUCCAAAUGCUAUUUCCCAAUAUCGAAGUUCAGAGAUGUGGAGCACGUUGGGUGUGUAAGCAAGACAUUCAAGAUUUCAAGAAAUGAAAAUCCCAAACAGCAACAAGAAAAGCAACUCUUGAACUGAACAUGGACGCGAUCUCGCAUUCUUCAGCUUCUAGAUUACCUUUAUGAUUGCCAGGUUUAGAUAUCUUCAGGCAAAUGAUUCCCCAUGUUUGAAGCUCUUGACAGAGCUCAUUGCAUGCAUCUAACUGCAAUGUGAGAACCAAGAAAGAAAUGUAAAUCUGCUGAAGGGCGUAUAUAUAUUUGGGGCAGACUAGUCGUUCUUCUGGGGGUGUCACAAAUGCAGAGAGGAUCUUGUGCAUAUGAAAUUUGGGCAUUUGUUUUUUAUGGAGAAUUCAGAAUUAUACCUAUUGAAGCUUCACUUUUCAUGUUGCUUCAGCUAGUCCUCAGAAAUCAGGUAAUUGAAACCAUUUUUCAUGUUGCCACAGCAGAGUGAUAUUUGGAAAGCAUGAUGAGACAGACUCAGAUUCAUUACAGAGGGAAAGCGAAAUAUGCAGGCCAUGACAUCUUUCCUUUCCAACUAUGUCAAGGUCCAGCUUUCAGAGAAAAUAAUAUACAUUGGACAAAGGCAACUAUCUGUGCCUAAAGUACAUUAUAUCUACCAUUUUCCAAUCAAGUUCAUCUUGAAUUAUAUCAAAGGAUUUGUCAGUGCAGCUUCAAAUUACAGCGCCAGUUGGAUACUUUCUCAAACAGGCUCCCUAAUGACAUUAUUCCAACCAUGCUCGACUGUGGAAAGCAUACAGCACCAUAUUGCAGUCAAACCCACAUUUGUCGAAUAUCAAGAUUUACUUGAAGAUCUUGAAGAGAAACUAUCUUCAAUUGCAAAUACGGAAGAAUAAUGAAAGUGAAUCUACAUUUCACAAAUGGAAUGUAUUGUUCCCUGUUGAAGUAAAUUGCUGACUGGGUUUCAUCGUUCCCCACAUGAUUGUCCAACAAAUCAUGCACCCCAAUUAAAGACCAUGCAUCAUUUGCCUUUGAAUCACUUGAUUGUGAGGACUGGAAAAUGUCGUGUCCGUGCUGGUUUACCAUGAUCUUGUUUACAAAUCAUAUUGGUGGUUGUCCAUUGAAUCUGGAGUAGUGCGUGUAGAUAGAGGUUAGAAGUAUUUGUAGGGAGGCUUGUGCAUGUUUGAGGAUUUCAUUAUUCUUUUAACUUUUUAAUACACAUUUUGUAAAGGGAUUUAUUGAUUAUGCUUCUGAAUUUUGAUAGCUCAACA